AUGCCCGCCGAAGGAACGAGCCUGCCGCUCGAGUCGUUUGAGCGCAAGAUGCAGUCGUUGGAGAGCAAGCAUGGAAGCGCGCAGUCGCUCAUCACGCUCGACGUCCAAGACGCCGAGACGCCGUCGCCGCAGCGUCCGUCGCCAACGACUGCGUUUGCCUCGGGCUUUGGCAUUGGGCUCUGCAUCAUGUUUUUCGCCUUUUGCGCCCGCCGCCCCGACGACGCGCUGCGCCACCCGUGCACGCAAUGGGGCCUCGCCGUCGGGAUGCUGGCGGCCGCCGCGCUCCUCUCAAGCGGCCUCUACUACGCCGCGCAGCUCUACUUUGUCUAG
Saprolegnia parasitica CBS 223.65 is the source of this 330-nucleotide messenger RNA. RefSeq lists its product as hypothetical. Bases 1 to 330 code for a protein of 109 amino acids. The record is from RefSeq and is a predicted model, not a curated record. The transcript has a single exon. NCBI's taxonomy places the organism in Eukaryota, Oomycota, Saprolegniomycetes, Saprolegniales, Saprolegniaceae.